Molecule: messenger RNA, 1275 nt
Organism: Scleropages formosus (Asian bonytongue)
Lineage: Eukaryota; Metazoa; Chordata; Actinopteri; Osteoglossiformes; Osteoglossidae
Gene: pop7
Product: POP7 homolog, ribonuclease P/MRP subunit
Exons: 2
Coding region: 114-560 (148 amino acids)
Biological process (GO): tRNA 5'-leader removal
Cellular component (GO): nucleus; ribonuclease MRP complex; nucleolar ribonuclease P complex
Molecular function (GO): nucleic acid binding
Source: RefSeq, a predicted model, not a curated record
GUAGUCAGCCUGCACUGCGGUGGCCUUAGGUUUAGAGUGAAAGUGAGAGACAGAGAUACUACAAUUCCUAUACCUGUACCAAGACCAGCAUCUGAAGCAAGGUGAUAAAGAGAAUGUCAGAGUCCUGUGGUGCUGUGUCCCUGUCACAGUCUCAGUCACUGCCAGGUGUAGCAGGGGGCUCAGCAAUGGACAUGGAUCCUGUGGAGUUCACCCUGCGCAAACGGCUGCCCAGGAAGCUGCCUCGACGCCGUAACGAUGUCUACGUUAACAUGAAAACAGACUUCCGUGCCCAGCUGGCACGCUGCCAGAAGCUCUUGGAUUCAGCUGGACCAGGCCCCAGAGAGAUCUGUAUUCAUGGACUGGGGCUAGCGAUCAGUCGGGCCAUAAAUAUUGCUUUGCAGCUUCAGGCAUGCAGCCAGGGGGCGCUGCAGCUGGCUGCCAAUACCUCCACUGUAGAGCUUGUGGAUGACCUGGAGCCUGAGGACCCUGAUGAAGGGGAGACGUUAACUCGCACUCGUAACAACUCUGCCAUCCACAUCAAGGUGUUCUACCCACAGUGAGUUUGCUGGCUGGUAUUAUUCUGGAGACUGCUUGGGCCUGUCUGACCUCAGACUGAUAAACCUUUACUGCAAAUAUGAAUACACCAAGAAGAGUCCCAAUGCAAAUUCUUCUGGAUGGACAGCAGUUGUCUGUCAAUAAGUAAUAAACAGGUGAAAUGUGGCGUUAUGUGGAAUUGUCACACUGGCAUUGCAUGCCCUUUACUGUUUGACAUGUAAGAUGUGAAGUCUUAAUUUUUCUCAUUGAUCUUUGUUAGAUGUUGCAUGCUUGAGAGAGUGAUUGUAACACAGUGAAGUUUUUGAAUGUUUAUGGGAUUUUUAACUUUAGGAGCAGUUUAAUGUUUUCUCUGUUUAUUUUUAACCAGAAAGUUGCAACUGGUUUGUAGACAAGAGACUGUUUUUCAGGGUUUAACUAAUUUAGCUUCAUGAAAAUUUCACCCUAGCCCCCUUAGAUGCAGUUUAAUAUAUAAUGAGCCAUAAAUGCAUGCAUGUUGAUGCAGAGUAUGGAUUUUAGUGUUUGAAAAUUUAAUCAGUCUAGGUAGCUAAAUUUUAUUGGUGUUUAUUUAGCUUUCAUAGAUCCUGUCUUUAAUAAAAUUAACAGGUCAAUACCAACACUAAUGAGAAGCUUUUUCCUGGGAUGUAUUUUUUUUUUAUGUUUUGAUGGGGUGAUAGGUGUGGCUUUGCAAGAAGUACAUUAAUAAAGUGUAAGUGAAUUCUU